ACCACGUUAAACUGGAGAAACAAAAAAAGUACUGCAUGACGCAUCUAGUGUAGCUGGGAUGUAGCUCCUCAGAUUUGAGGCGCAGUCUCAAAUUGCUUUGCGAGCCAUUGUGGGCUAUCCUGAGAGGCUUACAAAAUCCUAGGGAAUAAUUUAUGUAAAAGGAUUUUCCGCCGAGGAGGUAAGCAAGGAUUAGCCGAGACCUUGGAAUCCGAGUCGGCGACAUAAAUGCAAGACAAAUGACGCUUGUCGAUGAUGAGUAAGAAGCUUGCUGAUCAGACAUCGAAUGUAACUUGGGCCACGGUACGGACUUAUAAAAGCCAGCCUUCUGCUACUCCUUCCAACACAGAUCCUCCUCUACCUGCACCUGCCCUGUCAACAAUGUCGAUCCCAGUGCACGAAUCCCAACAACGCCAAGAGCACCAAGAGUCCAGCGACAUUGACUCCGACGCCAGGUCUUCCAUAUUCAACUUUGACGACGAUGAGGACGAGCGUGACCGCGUCGAGCCUUCCUCUUCCUCCUUCGAUAAAUCGUCCAUCGCUCAUCUCAUCUCCACCCACGGCUCCUCUUCUUCCACCGCUUGGCUCGAGUUCUCUCGCUACAAAAUAUGGCAAGCACCCGCCUCUUUCCUCGCCGAGAACCCCUCUGCUACCUUCCUCCCCAUCCAAGGCUACAUGCAACACAAACAUUACAUCUUUGCAUGGGGUAACCCUAUCGUCUCCGACGUUUCCCUUCUCGGUCCCACUGCCAAGGCCUUUGCGUCGUGGGCAGUAGACGAACAAAAAGCGAAACCCGUUUGGUGUUGUGCCGAUCUCGCUCUCGAGACCGUUUUAGCCAACAACGAUAAAGAACGUGGUCUCGGAUGGUCUACGGUCGAGUGUAUCCACGAGGAAGUACUCGAUCCAGAUCAUAUCCUGGAAUUGACGAACGCGAAGGGGAAGGAGGGCGUCGGUGCAGUCAAGGAUUUGAAAAAGAACCUUCGGAGAGCAGAGAGAGCUGGCGUUUCAGUUGAGGAAACGACAGAAAAUUGGUCGCAGCAUGACAGACAGGAGGUGGAAGAUGGUUUACUUGAGUGGCGAAAGAGUAAAGGUCUGAAAGGUGUCCAAUUGGCCUCUACCACUGGACUUCCAUGGAUAGAUGAACAGCACCGUCGAUAUUUGGUCGCUCGCCACGAGGGUCACAUCGUCGGGAUUUUGAUCCUCACUCCCAUUCACGGGCCGUACCAGCCUCCUGCCUCCGAGGUAUCAUCCGUACCUGCUCCAGCCCCAGCCCCAACCACAUCUCCGCUCAAACAGAAACGAAAAUUCUUCCUUCGGCACCACAAGUCCUCUCCAGAGACAUCUCCCGAACGAGAGUCUUCCCAAUCCACCUCUUCGUCGGAUUCUGAAUCACCCAUUCAAUCACCCAUAUUCUCUUCUCAUAGUCUCUCCUCAUCUUCCUCCUCCCUCGACACUGAUUUCUCUCUCCAUAUGGAGUCCAAGUCCGCUUCCACCUCGCCCUACUACCUCAUCAAAAAUGCCAUCUCUUUCCCUUCCGCACCCCGAGGCACGUCUGAACUCCUCAUCCACACCUCGCUUGAGCUCCUUCAAAAAGCAUCGCCUUCACGACCUCCCAAAGUCACCUUUGGUAUAACAGCAUCUGACACCCUUCAUCCGAAAGCCAACCUCUCGGGAUGGAAGAUUGCUGGGCUGUCGAAGGUGUAUUCGAAGGUAGCCGGUACGGCCGGAUUACUGAAACGAGGCGAUUUCAGAGCCAAGUUUGAUUCUGGAAGGGUGCCGAUGUAUGUUUGUUAUUCUACUGCAGACGGCGGAUUUGGGAUUGAGGGUGUCAAGGCGUUGUUGAAGGUGUUGAAAAAGUGAUCGCUAUCACUUCCCCUGUUCGUUGCGUGCCUAUACCAUAUAUCAUUAUUUUGAUGUUUCUUUUUGUGUAUGAUGUAUAAUCGAUAUCUUACCUGAUUGUAAAUAUUAUGUGUCAUCCCUUCCUUCGAUACCAUAUUUGAUUCUCC
Messenger RNA from Marasmius oreades (fairy-ring Marasmius), 2003 nucleotides. RefSeq lists its product as uncharacterized. Bases 250 to 1857 code for a protein of 535 amino acids. NCBI's taxonomy places the organism in Eukaryota, Fungi, Basidiomycota, Agaricomycetes, Agaricales, Marasmiaceae. The transcript is spliced from 2 exons. The record is from RefSeq and is a predicted model, not a curated record.